AUGGCAGCGGCAAACCCCUCAGUUACUGACGGACCUCGAAAGUCGCUCAUCCUCAAUGCGUUCGUUGAGAUGUGUAGUGGCCAUCAGUCUCCUGGGCUGUGGCGCCACCCAGAAGAUGAAUCCCACAGGUUCAACGACGUAGACCACUGGAUUGAGCUAGCACAACUGCUGGAAUCAGCCAAGUUCCAUGGCAUCUUCAUCGCGGAUGUCCUAGGCGGAUACGACGUGUACAAAGGACCCCGAAACCUCGCUCCGGCGAUUGUUUCCGGAGCGCAGUGGCCCGUCAAUGAACCGCUAGCUGUGGUUUCGGCAAUGGCAGCUGCGACAAAGAAUAUCGGAUUCGGGGUGACGGUGACGACGACCUAUGAGCAGCCAUAUCAUUUGGCUCGUCGGCUAUCGACGGUGGAUCAUUUGUCCAAGGGACGGUAUGUUGUCACCGGAUAUCUGGACUCAGCAGCUCGGAACCUGGGCCAUACCCAGCAACCCCAGCAUGACGACCGAUAUGCUGUUGCAGAAGAAUACGUGAGAGUAACCUAUAAGCUCUGGGAGUCUUCCUGGCGUGACGAUGCUGUUGUCCUCGAUCGUGAACGCGGAAUCUACACUGAUCCCAGCCGUGUCCGGGAAAUCAACCACGAGGGCAAAUACUUCACCGUCCCUGGUCCACACCUGUGCCAACCGAGUCCGCAGCGGACACCCGUCAUUCUUCAAGCUGGCACGUCCAAGGCAGGCAAGACGUUUGCCGCGCAACAUGCGGAGGCGAUCUUUGUGGCCGGACACAGUCCUGCAGUGGUUGCGAAGAAUAUCGCAGAGAUACGUGCGAUGGCACAGGCACAGUUCGGGCGUGAUCCCAAGAGUAUCAAGUUCUUGGCACUUUUGUGUCCGGUAUUGGGCCGUACAGAGGAAGAGGCACGGGAGAAGUUCGCGUAUUAUCGCAGCCUAGGCUCGAUCGAUGGCGCAUUGGCGCUCUUUGGUGGGUGGACGGGAAUUAACCUGGACACGUACGGUGAUGAUGAAGAGCUGCGACAUGUAGAGAGCAACGCAAUCCGCUCUGCCGUCGAGGGCUGGUCCAAAUCAACCCCCGAAGUCGCCAAAUGGACCAAGUCAACUGUUGGUCAGCAUAUCACGAUGGAACGCUGGGUGAGAGAAGCCGAUGUCGACGGAUUCAACCUGGCCUACGCUAUCAAGCCAGGAUCUUUCAAGGAUAUCAUCGACCUGUUGAUUCCAGAACUUCGUCGACGCGGAUUGUUCUGGGAGGAUUAUGCUGUUGAGAGGGGAACGUAUCGGGAGAAUCUGUAUGGCAAACCAGGGCAGACAGGUCCCCCGGUGGAUCAUCCUGCGUCCAAGUACCGCUGGCAUGCGGGAGUAGACGCUGCCGAUCAUAAGAUUCCCGAAAACUAG
Aspergillus novofumigatus IBT 16806 is the source of this 1398-nucleotide messenger RNA. RefSeq names its product LLM class flavin-dependent oxidoreductase. Lineage: Eukaryota; Fungi; Ascomycota; Eurotiomycetes; Eurotiales; Aspergillaceae. The coding region runs from base 1 to 1398 and encodes 465 amino acids. The transcript has 7 exons. The record is from RefSeq and is a predicted model, not a curated record. Gene Ontology annotation, molecular function: monooxygenase activity; oxidoreductase activity, acting on paired donors, with incorporation or reduction of molecular oxygen.